This is a messenger RNA of Lachancea thermotolerans CBS 6340, 1539 nucleotides long. RefSeq names its product ribosome-binding protein NMD3 (gene NMD3). Bases 1 to 1539 code for a protein of 512 amino acids. NCBI's taxonomy places the organism in Eukaryota, Fungi, Ascomycota, Saccharomycetes, Saccharomycetales, Saccharomycetaceae. The record is from RefSeq and is a predicted model, not a curated record. Gene Ontology annotation, biological process: ribosomal large subunit export from nucleus. Gene Ontology annotation, cellular component: nucleus; cytoplasm. The transcript has a single exon. Gene Ontology annotation, molecular function: ribosomal large subunit binding.
AUGAACUAUACACCUUUGGAUCAAAGCGCCUUCAAUAAUCACCAAGCUGCAACUGUUCUAUGUUGCAACUGUGGUACCCCCAUGGACGGGUCCUCAGGGCUAGUUAUGUGCUAUGAUUGUAUCAAGCUAACCGUGGACAUCACCGAGGGUAUUCCCAGAGAAUCCAAUGUUUCUUUCUGUAGAAACUGCGAAAGGUUUCUACAGCCUCCAGGGCAGUGGGUGAGAGCAGAACUUGAAUCUAGGGAGCUAUUGGCACUCUGCCUGCGUCGACUGAAGGGCCUCAACAAGGUCAGGCUUGUUGAUGCAUCUUUUAUAUGGACAGAGCCCCACUCAAGACGUAUCAGAGUAAAGCUUACUGUGCAAGGUGAGGCAAUGGCCAACACUAUCAUACAGCAGACUUUUGAAGUCGAGUAUGUUGUUGUGGCCAUGCAAUGUGCUGACUGUGCUAGAUCUUAUACAACAAACACUUGGAGGGCCACGGUUCAGAUCAGACAGAAGGUUUCCCAUAAGCGUACCUUCUUGUAUCUCGAGCAGCUAAUUUUGAAGCACAAUGCUCAUGUUGACACCAUUAACAUUCAAGAGGCUAAGGAUGGGUUGGACUUUUUUUAUGCCCAGAAGAAUCACGCCGUAAAAAUGUUAGAUUUCCUCAACGCAGUCGUUCCCAUCAAGUCCAAGAAGUCCGAAGAGCUGGUCUCGCAAGAUACGCACACAGGAGCUUCUACCUACAAGUUCUCCUACUCGGUAGAAAUCGUACCGCUUUGUAGAGACGAUUUGGUCGUACUGCCCAAAAAACUCGCUAAAUCGUUGGGAAACAUUUCGCAGUUCGUUUUGUGUUCUAAGAUCUCCAACACCAUACAGUUCUUAGAUCCAAUGACUUUGCAAACUUCUGACUUGUCCCCAUCAGUUUAUUGGAGAAGUCCUUUUGAUUCGUUAGCUGAUGUUUCUCAGUUGGUGGAAUUCAUUGUACUAGAUGUUGAUCCAACAGGCCAGACCAAGGGAAAGUGGGUUCUCGCUGAUAUCACUGUUGCAAGAGCUUCUGACCUCGGUUCGAACGAUCAGGUUUAUUACGUCAGGUCACACCUUGGUGCUAUCUGCCAUCCGGGAGAUAGUGUGAUGGGAUAUUUCAUUGCCAAUUCCAACUAUAACUCAGACUUAUUUGAUGCACUAAACAUGGAGCAUGUUCCAGAUGUGGUUUUGGUCAAGAAGCAGUACAUUAGGAAGACUCGUAAGAACAGAAGCUGGAAGUUGAAGAGAAUGGCUCGGGAGCACAAAGAUAUUGAAGCCUCGCAAGAUUACAGCUCAAGACAACAAAAGCAAGAGAUGGAAAGGGCUGAGAAAGACUAUGAGCUGUUCUUGCAAGAAUUGGAAGAGGACGCGGAAAUGCGGCAAGCGGUCAAUUUGUACAAAAGCGCCCAGCAGGCUCCACAAGACGGUGAAAUGGAUGAAGAUGAAGAGGAAGAUGCUCCACAGAUUGACAUCGAUGAACUUUUGGAUGAGCUAGACGAGAUGACGCUCGAUGAAGGAGCUCCUCCGGCUUGA